This is a messenger RNA of Sphenostylis stenocarpa, 1464 nucleotides long. The record is from the annotation of a GenBank genome assembly. NCBI's taxonomy places the organism in Eukaryota, Viridiplantae, Streptophyta, Magnoliopsida, Fabales, Fabaceae.
AUGUCAAAAACAGCUGGAUCAAUUCUUGAAGCUACUCUAAAAAGGGACCCUCAUGAGGUUGAAUUCAUUCAGGCCGUCCAGGAUGCAGUUCAAUCCCUUGAGAGAGUCAUAGCAAAAAAUUCUCGUUAUGUUAAUAUCAUGGAGCGCUUGUUGGAACCUGAACGAAUUAUUGUUUUUCGAGUUUCAUGGGUGGAUGAUAGGGGAAAGACACAUGUAAAUCGGGGCUUUAGGGUACAAUUUAACCAGUCAAUGGGUCCAUGUAGGGGUGGUAUUCGUUUUCAUCCAUCAAUGAAUUUAAGUGUUGCCAAGUUCCUUGGUUUUGAACAGACUUUAAAGAAUGCCUUAUCCCCAUACAAAUUGGGAGGAGCAGCUGGUGGAAGUGAUUUUGAUCCAAAAGGAAAAAGUGAUAAUGAGAUUAUGCGAUUUUGCCAAAGUUUCAUGAGUGAGAUGUAUCGCUACCUGGGGCCUGACAAGGACCUCCCAUCCGAGGAAAUAGGUGUUGGAACCCGGGAAAUGGGAUAUCUUUUUGGACAGUAUAGACGUCUAGCUGGACAUUUUCAGAGCACUUGUAGGAGUGACAACCAUGACUUGAGGCCUUUAUCCCAGAAGUUUAUUGUCAUUGUGGCUGCAACUGUUGAUGUAAAGAAGAUCCCCUUGCUACCAUCGUUCCUGAUGCUGGGAAGUUUUACAGGGCCAAGAAUAUUUUGGUCUGGAUCCAGUCUUCGACCUGAAGCUACUGGUUAUGGGCUGGUUUUCUUUGCCCAGAUCAUGCUUGCUGACAUGAAUAAAGAGCUUAAAGGAUUAAGAUGUGUUGUAAGUGGUUCUGGAAAGAUCGCGAUGCAUGUUUUAGAUAAGCUAAUUGCUUAUGGUGCUCUUCCCAUUUCAGUAUCAGAUUCCAGAGGAUAUUUGGUUGAUGAGGAUGGAUUUGACUACAUGAAAAUAGCACUUUUGAGAGACAUCAAAGCUCAGCAAAGAAGUUUGCGAGACUAUUCAAAAACCUAUGCUCGGUCCAAAUAUUAUGAUGAAGCAAAACCGUGGAAUGAAAGGUGUGAUGUUGCAUUUACUUGUGCAUCACAGAAUGAAAUUAAUCAAUCUGAUGCCAUUAAUUUGGUCAAUUCAGGUUGUCGUAUACUAGUUGAAGGUUCAAACAUGCCUUGUACCCCUGAGGCAGUUCAGAUUCUGAGGAAGGCUAGUGUUCUCAUUGCUCCUGCAAUGGCUGCUGGUGCUGGAGGGGUUGUGGCUGGAGAACUUGAACUGAAUCAUGAAUGCAGCUUGAUGCACUGGUCACCAGAGGACUUCGAAUCGAAAUUGCAGGAAGCAAUGAAACAGACUUAUCAGAGAGCUAUCAAAGCUGCAACUGAUUUUGGUUACCAAAAAGAAAGUCCUGAGGCUCUGGUGCAUGGAGCAGUCAUCUCUGCCUUUCUAACCAUUGCUCAAGCCAUGACUGAUCAAGGUUCUGUAUAG